CCCGUUCAUUUGCAGUGGAUGGGGAAUAACUCUCAAUAACGCUCAUUCUCGUCGCCCGCCGUUUCCACUGAAAACGAGGCUACUUUUUUCACUUAAAUCUGGUACCGCGGGAAUGCAAAAUGGCGGGUGCACCAUCAGGAUUAAUGAAAAAUAAGCUUGAAGCUUACAAAUGCUGUUCAAAUGAUGUCAUUCAUUUUAAGCUUGUGCGAAGCAAAAAAGAUGUAGAAAAUGAAGACAUUGCUUUCAGACCUGAUAUGACACAUCAGUUGUUUGGUGACCAUGAAAGUAUAUUUGGCUACCGUGAUCUUCACUUAGACUUGUUCUACACAGCUGGUGCUCUAAUUACUUACCUGAAAAUAAAGUACCUGGACAAAGUGACCCCAGAAAAAUUUGAUGGAAUUAGCGCCGACGAUGUUGAGAAACCCAUAGCAGAAAUGAUGCCCCCAGGUUACCUGACCAAUAUUGAUGACUUUGUCAGUUCACUUGAAAAAGAACACCUGUUCAGACCCCCUGGAGAAAAAGUAAAUUCAUAUCAAAUUCAUAAAGAUAAUUGUGAACGUACUUUUGAAGUAUUCAAAGCCUCUGUUCUUUCUCCUGGUUUCAAAAAUUAUCAUGAACGCUUGCAAACAUUCCUUUUGUUCUUCAUUGAUGCUGCUUCAUAUAUUGAUAUUGAUGAUGAUCGGUGGACAUUCUAUCUGUUAUUUGAGAAGUAUCAACAAAAUGGUUGUGUGUGCUAUGCUGUAGUUGGUUAUAUGACCGUCUAUAAUUAUUAUGCUUACCUGGAGAAAAUCCGUCCUCGUAUAAGCCAAGUUCUCAUACUGCCCCCCUUCCAGAAAUUAGGUCAUGGUGCCAAACUACUACAGACUUUCUACAAUGACACAUACGAAAGACCAGAAGUGCUUGAUAUCACUGUUGAAGAUCCUUCUGAGAACUUUCAACGAUUACGAGACUUUGUUGAUGUUCGAAACUGUAUGAAACUAUCAUCUUACAAACGUGAGAACCUGUCUAGUGGAUUCUGUGAGAAGAUGUCAACAGAAGCUCGCACAAAGCUGAAACUGAGUAAGCGACAAGCAAGAAGAUGUUAUGAAAUCCUUAGGCUGAAAUCUGUGAAUAUCCAUGAUGAAGAUGAAUUCCGAGCAUAUCGUUUAGAUGUGAAAAAGCGUCUCAAUUUACCAUUUCAUAAAAAUGGUCGGGAUUUCAAAAAACUAGAAACCAUCCUUCAACCUGAUGAAUUAUCAGCCACGAUGCCUAACCUGAACGCUGAACAGAAGUAUGCUCUGCUGGACAAACAAUUCAAUGAGACAGUGCAGAUCUAUCGCCACGUCAUUGAUCGCUUGGAGUGUUUGGCAGAGCCUUAACACAUCAAUAGGUUUGGAUGUUAAAAUGAACGAAUACGUAAUGAAGUAGAAAUCACUUCGACUCCAUUUCUCAUCAAUCUCUCUUCUCCUUUCCUCUCUUUCUCCUCUGCCUUUAGAGUCAUCUUGUCAUUAAUUUACUUGUGCACACACACACAUGCAUAUCUAGAAAUCUGUAUACAUCCAUUAUUGUUAUACAAUGCAUUCGCUUAAAUAUUUAUGAAUAUACAUAAAUGAUUUACGUUAUGUAUGUUUAUAAAUAUACAUAAACACACACAUACAUUUGUAUAGGUAAUUUUUUUUCUCUCUGUAUAACAAGUGUAUUCUAAUUUCAUCCUGUAAUUGCAGUGGUUGUCUUGUUUAAUUACCUCUAGUAUAUACAACUGUAAUCCUGCUAAUAAACUUGCGUUAGUAGCAAUUUUUCUUUGAGAAUUAAUGUCUACUAAUAACUAAAAGUUGUGAAAGAAAAGUUUUUUUU
This is a messenger RNA of Octopus sinensis (East Asian common octopus), 1833 nucleotides long. RefSeq names its product histone acetyltransferase type B catalytic subunit. Bases 120 to 1358 code for a protein of 412 amino acids. Gene Ontology annotation, cellular component: nucleus. The record is from RefSeq and is a predicted model, not a curated record. The transcript has 11 exons. Gene Ontology annotation, biological process: subtelomeric heterochromatin formation. Gene Ontology annotation, molecular function: histone H4 acetyltransferase activity; histone binding. NCBI's taxonomy places the organism in Eukaryota, Metazoa, Mollusca, Cephalopoda, Octopoda, Octopodidae.